AUUCUUCAGUCCCCAACACCCAAUAUCCCAUUUCUUAUUAUUUCUCUGUCUCUCUCUCAAAUUUCUUGCAUUUUAAGAAGAAAACAAGAGACUUUUUUUUUCCUUUAUUCACCUUUCUAAAUAUUUUGCCUAGUUAUUUAAAAUUAAGCUAUGGGAGAAGAAAGGAAGGUGUCUGGUGGUGGAGGAAGUCUGAAUGGAUUUUCUCCAGUCUAUUCAGCUCCUCUUCUCUGGAAAUCCAGAAAACGAUCUACUGCCAACACGGAAAAGAACACAAACGAGGCAUUAGACAAACCGAGCACUGAUCAAGAGAAGCUAGAACUUGCAAAAAACAUAUCUAUAAUUUCCGAAAAGCGUAAGGCUCUUUUCGAGCCAGUCAAUAGCAUGAAUGGUAAACGCCCUUCAGCUGAAUCUCUAAUCCCACCUCCGGAUUUCGAGCCCUCAAGCUACCCUAAAGGUUGGCUGAUCGGGAAGAAGCGGAAGCUCGUCAAUGUGGAUGUUGUCGAGAGCAUGCGGAGGAUAGCCGUUCAAGAAAUGAACCGGAAGGAUAGAGAGAUUGAUGGGCUUAACGAGCAAUUAGAAGAGGACUCACGUUGCCUAGAGCACCUUCAGCUGCAGCUUUUAGAUGAAAGGACCAAACGAGCUGAUGUGGAGAGACAGAAUGCAAUGCUUCAGAACCAGAUAACAAUGCUUAUGGACAUGCUAGAAGAGAAUGAACCAGUGGAUGAACAUAGGAAUUGAAAUUCUGUUGUUUGUAUGUUAAUAAUCCUUACAUAUGCUUAUCUAUCCUUUAUGUAUAUAUUCUGGUAUAUAUAGCUGUAGGGACUAGAUAUGAAAGGUUUGUGACUUGUAUCAGCUGCAAUUGCAUACCUGUGUUUGUUUGUGUUUUUUAUUUAUUAUUUUACUUUGAAUUUUUCACUCUUUUCUUGUGUUUGUGUUUUACCUGAAAGCUGGUACAAAUUAGAACUGAGAUUUGUAGCUUGUAUAAUUUUUUUCUAACUGAAUGUGGCAAAGAUUAGUCAGG
Messenger RNA from Striga asiatica, 1021 nucleotides. The record is from the annotation of a GenBank genome assembly. Lineage: Eukaryota; Viridiplantae; Streptophyta; Magnoliopsida; Lamiales; Orobanchaceae.